Molecule: messenger RNA, 5829 nt
Organism: Cavenderia fasciculata
Lineage: Eukaryota; Evosea; Eumycetozoa; Acytosteliales; Cavenderiaceae
Exons: 15
Coding region: 1-5829 (1942 amino acids)
Molecular function (GO): protein binding
Source: RefSeq, a predicted model, not a curated record
AUGGGGUGUUUUUCAACGCCUUUAAAAUCCUCUUUCUCUGCUGUUGUAUUAUUACUAUUUUUAUUGUUCACUUUAAUACCACAACAAACCAGAUCACAAUCUUUACCAAUUGAUGAAUUAAGAAGUGCAAUCUUUUUAAUCAGACAGUUCCAACUUAAUAUUGGGCAAGACCAAACCAGUGUUUGUUCCUCCACGGUAUUCUCGUGUGUUGUCAUUGACAUUGAUGCUCAUAUUACUGAAAUAUCAUUAGUUGGAUCAACAUUUACAGGUGGAGGAUUACCAGAUACAAAUCUAGUUAGAUUGGAUUUCCCUAAAUUGAAUGUACUAGAAAUCAGACAAGUUGUUGAAGUGGCAGAUAAUUCAAUCAAUCUAUUGAACCUUGUUAGAGAUUUGCCUCUGCUUCAAAGUAUUAUCAUCAAUGGUUAUCCACAACUCACAUCGGUGCCUGUUGGAUUCCCAAUCAAUUUGACUGCCUUACAAAGUAUAGACUUGAAUUACAACGGUAUUACAAGUAUUCCGGGAUUCUUUAAUAAUACAGUUGCAUCAUUCAUCUCUGUUCUUAAUCCACUCGUCGAUAUUUCAAUUGAUGAUACUUUAAACCUACCCAAUUUAAAUAUACUUUCAAUCAAGUAUAAAGCCGCAUCAUUGUCAUCUCCAAAGACAUUUAAUCUAAAGUCUAAUUCAUUUCCACAACUUUCUGGGUUUAGUAUCGUACUUGAAAAUGAAACUAUUGUCACCAUCAAUUAUGAAAUUGGUGUUACUAAAUCAAUAUAUUGUACAACUUGGAUGCCUGUAGAGAGAUACAAUUCAUUAUGUCAUUUACAAAUUAAAAAUACUAGUAGUCUUGUAACACUUGAUCUUAGUGGUACCCUACCAACCUCUACCUUGUCACCCGUAAUCAAUUCUAUAAAUUAUCCUGCUCUUGUUAAUUUAGGAUAUACUUCAUUUCCAUUAUCACAAUUCCCACCAAAUUUGACAAAUAUUCAAUUAAAAGGUAAUUAUAUUAAUUUUAUAGGUGUUACUAUGCCACCACAAGUUAAAUCAUUGGAUUUGAGUUUCAAUCAACUUGUCAAUAUCGAUUUUGGAACUAUAUUUGCAAAUUCUGUUUGGUUGGAUUUAAAUGUUGCAUCCAAUCUUGGUCUUGUCACACCCGUUCCAGUGUCCAUGUGCAAGAAUACAAUUCAUAUUGAAAAUACUGCCAUUCCAACUGUACCAGACUGUUUUUGGUGUAAUUAUAAUAUGACUGCCUGGUUCUCUACUAGUUUACCAUACCCUUCUACUUUUGCUUGUGAUUUUAAAUUUCUUCCAAAUAUUAUCUAUACAAUUAAUGGACAAGGUAUAUUGAAAGGAACGAAUAUUGGGUAUGGUGGAUACGGUGGUUUAUCGAUGGCUACCACUCCAAACUCUAUCAUUCCACUUAAUAUUACUAGACCUGCUUGGUCGCCAAUACCCUAUUCCUUCUUUCUAAACCCACUUGAAAAAUGGAGUGCAAACGUUCAAAUCACCGAUGUCACCAUUGAUUUCAUAUCACCACCCGUUUUAUUUUCACAACGCGCCUAUAAUUUGUGGAUUGAUAUGCAAAUCAUCCAGAAUGAUAAUUUCACCAGUGAGGCAAGACUCACUUCCCAACUAACUGGAAAGGUUACUAUGUGCUCAUUUUCAAUGAGCGAUGGUACAAGAUUAAUAUUGGAAACGAUUGGAACACUGCAAAACGGACCACACAUUUUAAAUAUAUCUAACCCCCUUACCUAUGAUACAGCACAAUUUAACUUUACACAAGCCUAUCCAAUCAUAUCAAAUGUGUCACCCAAUUAUUUGGUCUAUGGAACCUCUAUCACUAUCAACGGUGAGUUUGGUACUGCUCCACGAACAUUUGACUCGAUCCUCAUACAGAAUAGUACCUAUUCCGUGCCAUGUACCUAUAUGGGUAUAUUCAACAACAAUCUUUUACAAUGUACAUUGUAUGCAUACGCACCACUAGGUGUAACCUAUAUGAAUGUCACCGAGAAUGGGUAUUGGACAACUUACGCAUACUCUUACACCACCCCACAAAGUCAAUGUAACCUUGAAACCAACAGGUGUUCGGGAAAUGGUUAUUGUAAUGAAACUGGUCAAUGUCUAUGUAAUAAUGAUGGUGGAUAUUAUAAUAAUUGUUCAAAGCCAUAUCCUGUAAUUGGGUCGGGAGAAUAUAACUUGAAUCAAACUAGAAAUAUUUCAUUGUACGGUGAUUUUGGACCUUUUGGACAAUCGAAUCUGUCGAUCAAGGUGAAUAAUACAUUUGAUUGCUCGGUGGUUGAUAAAUCGCAACAAGUCAUUCACUGUCAAUUAUCGAAUCAACCAAAUUAUGGACUGUCGUCUGUUCAAUUACUAGUCGAUGGCGAAAAUACAAAUGUUAGAAAUAUCUUACAACUACGUCAACCAAAUCCAAAUAAUAAUAAUGGCGGAACUACGACUACGAACCCAAUAUCAACAACUACAACCACAACAACUACUACAUCUGGAUCUUCAACAGAUACACCACAACAAUUAUGUAUUCAACAAACAUCAAAUUGUUAUGGUCAUGGCACUUGUGAUGUAUAUGGUAUUUGCCAAUGUGACAAGGAUUAUAAUCAAGAUGAUGAAUGUUUUACAAAGUUUAUAAAUACAACGAUUACACCAAAUACAACAGACCCAACAGUAUCAUUUGAUAUUGAUGGAAUUGAUUUCCAAUUUGAAAUUGUGUCUAUUCAAGAAUUGGAUUUAAAUGGUGAUGUUGUUAAUAACAAGGAGUUAUUGAUAUCUGAUUAUACUUGGAUUGUGAAUGCAUCAACCAAUAAUAUUACAACUGUAGUUGAUUAUCAAUUAAAUACAACUUUGGCCAACCCAACUGGAAAUGAGUCAUCUCCUUCAUUUGACUACUUCCAAUCAGUUAGUGUAUUAUCAACGAUAUCAUUCUCAACACAACCAAGAGAUAUUCAAUUUGGAGAUCAACUAUUACACAUCAAUCCAAACUCUAUAAAACUGGCAAUUAAUAUUACAAAUUGGCAAUACUCUUCAAAUUUAGCAACACUCAGAGUUGUAUUUAGAACUGUCAUUAUCAACAACCAAACAGUCCAAUAUGAUUGCAAUGAAAAAGAGAUUGAUCCACUGUCAUAUGAUUCAUUGUCAUCAUUGCAAUACCUCAGAGUGAUCAAAGAUGAUAUUCAAUUCAAUGGUAGAUUUAUUGAUGUUGCACUAUCAAAUGGUCGACCAACCUAUUCACAAACACAACUCAUUUCAUUGACACAGUCAACUAGCAAUGUUAAUGAAUCGGUUGCUCUACUCGGUAUCAACUUGCCUCAAUGUCAAUCAUGUGUUCUCGAUCCUGAUUUCACUCCACUGCUCAUUGACAAGGGAACAGGUGGUAAUGACAAGUGUGGUGGAGGCGGUAGUGCCCAAUCGACAGCUUGGCGUAUCGCAGUUGGUGUGGUAGUUGGUGGUAUCGCUGCCAUCGCUUUAGCCACUGCAUCGAUCAUCUACUACAAAAAGAAGAAACUAAACAGGCUAUACGAUAAAAAGGUUGCAAACAAAUUAAAGAAGGGGUACCCCUCAUUCAUCUCAAAUAGUGAAUAUGUUGAAAAAGAUCUUCAAGAAGGAGUAUUGGUGUGCACGCAAUGUGGUACGUUGCUCGAACCAGAUGCUACAUUAACCAAUGAAGACUUGUUUGGUACGUCGAUAGUAUACAAAGACCAUUCUUUACAGAGUGGUAUACCAGGAGGUACCAAUCCAUCUUCAAGAGCAUUUAAAAAGAGAAGUUAUCAUACCUAUUCAAAGGGUAGUAGUGGUAACGGUAACGGUAGUAAUGGUUGUACUAAUCGUAAUGGUAAAGCUACCUCUUCAGCUCCAAAUGUUACAAAUGAAAUGUCAAAUCAUAUGAUAACACAAAUAGAUGCAAUUAGUGAAACAUUGGGAUUUAAUACAGGGUUGAAACAAGAGUUGUUUACACUAUGUACAUUUACUAUUAGAAAGUUACCUAAUCUAAAGUUUAUGAGAACUAGAUUAAUCGUAGCUGCCAUUGCAAAUAUUAUCAUUAAACAAAAUAAGAAACCAAUUAGUUUAUUGGAAAUAUCUACAAAAGUAGGAGUAGAAUUUUAUGCAUUGGGAAAAAUAACAAGACAUAUUAUAAAGGAUAUGGAGAUUGAAGUGACAACGACAGACUCUGAUAUACAUAUUUUCAUUGACAGAGUAUUCAGUCGAUUCAAUGAAUCCUAUGCAGGAGACCAACUUAAAAGUCUAAAGAAACUAACCGUAGAGAUUAUUCACUUUCUAUCACUCAAUCAUGUCAUUGAAGGUCGUCAUCCUCCUACAAUGGUUUGUUGUUCUGUUUAUCUAUCAAUGAAAACUUUAGAAUCAAAAACUAAAAUACCUCCUGACCUAAAUAAAUUAAUAGAAAUAUUAUCAAUUAAAAGUACGGCAGGAUUUACAAAAAGAAUUAAAGAGAUUGAACAAUUGUUGAUCAAUUAUUCAAAACAACAAACUCAAACUUCGAUUUUAAAAUCAAUGACUAUCAAUGUAAAGAAUCUUCCUCAUUAUACUUCAUUUAUCGUAAAUGAUUGUCUAAUGAAUUGUCAAUCAAGAAUUAAUGAUGAAGAUGAUCUUUUAUAUGAAGAUGGUGAUUUAGUAAUUGAAAAUAAUAAUAAUAAUAAUGGUCAAGAUAAUGGUAGUCUAUCAUCUGCAUCAUCUGGUGAAGAAGAAGAAGAAUCUGAUCAUUCACCACAACAACAACAACAAGAAACUAUUACUAGUACAACAACAACAAAUAGUACUCCACCCUCAACCACAACAACAACCACAUCAAUUAUUGUAUAUAAUGAACCAAAUGAAGUGGAACCAACAUUAGAAUCAACAAAAAAAAAGAAAAGGAUAAGAAAACCAAAGAAACCAGGUAGAGCACCAAAUUUCAAAGACUAUCUAUCAAUGUGUGAUCUAAUUGGAUGUCCACCAUCAUUUAUAAACACCUCUUACAAGGAAAUGCGCAGACGAUUAAAUGUAAUUGGCGCCAAGCAAAGGCUCAUCACUGUCAUGUCUCCCGAUCAAUUGCCAGCCAACAUUUCAGUAACUGCCGAUGAUUUGGAAUUCCUCAAGAAAUACCAAAUCUUUAGCAACUCUAAUCCAAAUGUUGGAAAACAAUCACUCAUGCAACUUCAUCAACACCUUACCAAUGUUGAAAAUCUCCCUUCUCCUGCUAUCUCUAUGAUGGAUAUGGAUAAUUUUGAUCUGGAAUCUUAUAUUCCAAAUUCUUCAAAUAUUUAUGAAACUUUAUUAUUAAAUAAUAUAAGUGAAAAAAGAAUUAUAGAAGGUGUAUUUGAUUUAUCAGAGAUUGAAUCGAAAAAGAUUUUAUCAACUCAUCCAAAUCUAUCAAGUACAGAAUUAUCUGAACAUGAUAUGUCCAAUAGUGAAAUGUCAUCAUAUCUUCGUACUAGUUCAGAAAAACUACGUUUGCAAAUGAUUCUUAGUACUUUGGAUAAUAAUAAUAAUAAUGAUGAUGAUGAUUCUAGUUCUCCAUCUCCAUCACCAAGAAAAUUAUUACCUCCUCCUCUUCCUCCCUCAACUCCACUAUCACCAAAACCAAAGCAACCACUACUACGACUAAAAGAUAAUAACCAAAAACAAGAACAAGAAGAGCAAGUAGUUGAAAAGUUAAAGAAAGAAACUCAAAAAGAGGAUAUUAAGGUCAUCGAUGAAGAUGAAGACCAAGAUGAUGAAGAUGAAGAAGAUGAAGAUAGCGAAGAUGAUAAAGCAGACAAUGAUGAUAAUUGUCGUAGUUUAUAUAGUCAUAAUGGCACUUAUGAAGAUGACGAUGAUUAUUAA